CGAGGUAUUAAACUAAGGAUUACACUCAACUUCAAAUUUUAUCUUUUCUCAAGCACCGUAUAACACUGCAUCCUUCACUUAGUCAUACCAGACAUGAAACCCCCCUUUCUCACCGUGGCCAUCUACCAACCCCGUUACGGCAACUUCCAGCACUGGGCCCUCCAUCUCCACUCCAACACCGAGGACCUCAUCUUCGAAGUCGAUGGCGAGCAUCCCUAUUUCGAGAAGUUUGCAACCCGCGGCAUCCCCUCGGACAACUUGACCUUCAUCGAAUCCGUGUUUGUGUGCCAGAUCGGCAGCCCGGAUAUCCCGACCGUCAAGGCCGUCGUUGACGCCACGCUGGUGGAUAAUGAUACUCUCGAGUGGGACUGUCAGGACUACGUGCUGGAUAUUCUAGAGGGCUGCGAGGAAGAGGCCGUGUUGGAUGAAGAGGAUGCAGAUUAUGUAGAGGCGAUGGAGAUCCUGCGGAGUAGGCGGGGGCCAAUCCUUUAGUUGCUGAUAAGACGGGAGAUUUGCUACGGGAUGGAGUACAUCGAUAAGAAUGCCCAACGAACGGGUGAAUGGGGAUUGAAAGGCGACAGGUAUCAGUCGGAACUCCUCCCGACUCGGAUGCACGAGCCGAAAGUGUAUAUUAACAGGUUAUCUCUGGAUAGUGCUGUUCGCGUUCAUUGGUAUUCAUCAAAUCAUAAUCAUACGGAAUCACCGUCACAG
This is a messenger RNA of Aspergillus ibericus CBS 121593, 711 nucleotides long. RefSeq lists its product as uncharacterized. The transcript has a single exon. The coding region runs from base 94 to 492 and encodes 132 amino acids. Lineage: Eukaryota; Fungi; Ascomycota; Eurotiomycetes; Eurotiales; Aspergillaceae. The record is from RefSeq and is a predicted model, not a curated record.